Molecule: messenger RNA, 829 nt
Organism: Acanthochromis polyacanthus (spiny chromis)
Lineage: Eukaryota; Metazoa; Chordata; Actinopteri; Pomacentridae
Gene: naca
Product: nascent polypeptide associated complex subunit alpha
Exons: 8
Coding region: 74-721 (215 amino acids)
Biological process (GO): protein targeting to membrane
Cellular component (GO): nascent polypeptide-associated complex; cytoplasm
Source: RefSeq, a predicted model, not a curated record
GAUAUUACCGUGAAACUGAGGUCAGAAGUUCUCUCUCACAGCCAUCUUGGAUAUAACGUCCCGAGUUGUAAUCAUGCCUGGCGAAGCCACAGAAACGGUCCCAGUCACCGAGCAGGAGAUGCAGCAGCCUCAAGUAGAAACUGGAUCCGGCACUGACUCGGACAGCGAUGACUCAGUCCCUGAACUGGAGGAACAGGACUCUGCACAGACACAGACUCAACAAGCUCAGCUUGCAGCAGCUGCUGAAAUAGAUGAGGAACCUGUCAGCAAAGCCAAACAGAGCCGCAGUGAAAAGAAGGCACGAAAGGCGAUGUCAAAGCUUGGUCUCAGACAGGUAACAGGAGUCACCAGAGUCACCAUUCGCAAGUCAAAGAAUAUCUUAUUUGUCAUCACCAAACCAGACGUCUACAAGAGCCCCGCAUCAGACACAUACAUCGUCUUCGGUGAAGCCAAGAUUGAAGAUCUUUCCCAGCAAGCCCAGCUGGCCGCUGCAGAAAAAUUCAAGGUCCAGGGAGAAGCUGUAUCAAACAUCCAGGAAAACACACAGACGCCCACAGUACAGGAGGAGAGCGAAGAGGAAGAGGUUGAUGAGACCGGAGUUGAGGUUAAGGACAUCGAACUCGUCAUGUCACAAGCCAACGUGUCGCGGGCGAAGGCUGUACGCGCCCUGAAAAACAACAACAACGACAUUGUCAACGCCAUUAUGGAGUUGACGAUGUGAUGGGACCCUGUCGACAAAGGGUAGAAGAAAGGUUGCUGAUUUAAUCUGAGCUCAUUUAUACAAUUUAUACCCAAGAUGGAAAUAAAGUUGUGGCUUGAUGAAAUGAAA